Protopterus annectens (West African lungfish) is the source of this 4057-nucleotide messenger RNA. RefSeq names its product phosphofructokinase, liver type (gene PFKL). The record is from RefSeq and is a predicted model, not a curated record. Gene Ontology annotation, biological process: fructose 1,6-bisphosphate metabolic process; canonical glycolysis; fructose 6-phosphate metabolic process. The transcript is spliced from 22 exons. Gene Ontology annotation, molecular function: monosaccharide binding; fructose-6-phosphate binding; 6-phosphofructokinase activity. Lineage: Eukaryota; Metazoa; Chordata; Ceratodontiformes; Protopteridae. Gene Ontology annotation, cellular component: membrane; cytoplasm; 6-phosphofructokinase complex. The coding region runs from base 162 to 2507 and encodes 781 amino acids.
CACUUUUUCAUUAGCGCACUGUUUUUCACGUUGUACUGUUAGGGUGCAGAAGGUCAGGGUGUGAAAGAAAGGUUACCUCGACCUACGCAUGCUGCUACUUUUUUAUUUCUAGAAAUUAUCAGCUGCUGUUACCAUCGAAUUUCUGCUGUCAUCUUUUAACAAUGGCUGCCUCUAAUGACCUGGAGAAGCUGCGGAUGACCGGGGCUGGAAAGGCUAUAGCAGUGCUGACCAGCGGAGGAGAUGCACAAGGUAUGAAUGCAGCAGUUCGUGCAGUGACCCGCAUGGGCCUGUAUGUUGGAGCAAAAGUUUAUUUGAUUUAUGAGGGUUAUGAAGGUCUGGUGGAAGGAGGAGAGAAUAUUAAGAAGGCCAACUGGUUGAGCGUCUCUAACAUAAUUCAGCUGGGUGGAACUGUUAUUGGCAGUGCUCGAUGCAAAGCUUUCAUGACCCGUGAGGGGCGACUGCUUGCUGCUCACAAUCUGGUGCAACAUGGAAUUACUAACUUGUGUGUCAUUGGGGGUGAUGGCAGCUUGACCGGCGCAAACAUUUUCCGGACGGAAUGGAGUGGACUGCUACAGGAUCUUGUAGCACAGGGUAAAAUCUCCCAAGAUGUUGCCAGAAAGUACUCCCACCUCAACAUUGUUGGCUUAGUAGGAUCCAUUGAUAACGACUUCUGCGGUACAGAUAUGACUAUUGGCACAGAUUCUGCAUUGCACAGGAUUAUGGAGGUGAUCGAUGCCAUAACAACAACAGCUCAGAGCCACCAGAGGACUUUUGUUCUGGAGGUUAUGGGCAGACAUUGUGGGUACUUGGCUCUUGUGUCUGCAUUGGCGGCUGGUGCUGACUGGCUCUUCAUUCCUGAAGCUCCUCCUGAAGAAGGCUGGGAGGAUGCGUUGUGUGCAAGACUUGGAGAGAGUCGAAGUGGAGGUUCUCGCCUAAACAUUGUUAUCAUAGCAGAAGGAGCAAUUGACAGGAAUGGGAAACCCAUUACGUCCAAAUAUGUUAAAGAUCUUGUGGUAACGCGACUGGGAGUGGAUACAAGGGUGACCGUCUUAGGCCAUGUCCAGCGAGGAGGAACACCUUCAGCAUUUGAUCGGGUAUUGAGUAGCAAAAUGGGAGUUGAAGCAGUGAUUGCCCUUCUGGAAGCUACGCCUGAUACACCUGCCUGUGUAGUAAGUCUGUCCGGAAACCAGGCCGUGCGUUUGCCCCUUAUGGAAUGUGUCCAAAUGACAAAAGAAGUGCAGAAAGCCAUGGAUGAGAAAAGAUUUGCUGAAGCAGUUCAACUAAGAGGAAGGAGUUUUGAAAACAACUGGAACAUCUAUAAGUUGCUUGCGCACCACAAGCCAUCACAAACAAAGACGAGGUACAGUCUAGCUGUUUUAAAUGUUGGUGCUCCUGCUGCUGGAAUGAAUGCUGCAGUUAGAUCAGCUGUCAGAAUUGGACUCUCUCAAGGACAUACUGUUUAUAUGGUGAAUGAUGGAUUUGAAGGCUUGGCCAAUGGGCAGAUUAAGACUGCACAAUGGAGAGAUGUGGCAGGUUGGACCGGACAAGGUGGCUCUUUGCUAGGAACAAAAAGGACCCUCCCUAACACAUUUUUGCCUAAGAUUGUUGAUAAUAUUCGGAAGUACAACAUUCAAGGUCUGCUUGUUGUUGGAGGGUUUGAGGCAUAUGAAGGUGUCUUGCAGCUUGUCGAGGCCCGAGCACACUAUGACGAGCUCUGUAUGGUAAUGUGUGUUAUACCAGCUACGAUUAGUAACAACGUACCAGGAAUCGACAUCAGUCUGGGCUGUGAUACUGCAGUCAAUGCUGCCAUGGAGAGCUGUGACCGUAUCAAACAGUCUGCCUCUGGUACAAAGCGGCGUGUGUUUGUUGUAGAAACAAUGGGAGGCUACUGUGGCUACUUAACCACUAUGGCUGCUAUUGCUGUGGGUGCUGAUGCUGCCUAUGUUUUCGAAGAUCCUUUUAGCAUUCGUGAUCUGAAGGCCAAUGUGGAGCAUUUGACAGAAAAGAUGAAGACAGAAAUUCAGAGAGGCCUUGUCCUCAGGAAUGAAAAAAGCCAUGAACACUACACAACCGAGUUCAUAAACAACCUGUAUUCGUCUGAGGGGAAAGGCAUCUUUGACUGCAGAAUGAAUGUCCUGGGGCAUCUGCAGCAGGGAGGAGCUCCAACAGCAUUUGAUCGGAACUAUGGCACAAAGCUGGGAGUUAAAGCUGUAUUCUGGAUUACAGACCAGUUUCGAGAAAAUUAUCGUCAGGGUCGUGUUUUUGCAAACUCUCCAGAGUCUGCAUGUGUUAUCGGACUCCGGAAAAAGGCAGUGCUUUUCAGUCCAGUCACAGAAAUAAAGAAUGAAACUGACUUUGAGCACAGGAUGCCAAAGGAGCAAUGGUGGUUAAAACUUCGUCUGAUAAUGAAGAUGUUAGCCCAUUACAAAAUCAGCUUUGAAAACUAUGACACGGGAAAGAUAGAACACGUUACCAGAAGAACUCUCAGUAUCGACAAAGGAUAUUAAGAUGUACUGACGCAUGAUCGACCAAAUGUUGGGUGUAUUCAUCUGUUAAAGUAGUGAACUGUUUUUCCUAAAUCGGUUAGCUUAAUCAAAAAGAAGGAUAUUUCUGCAUUCAUAGUUAUCAACACUCCCAAACUCUUGACUUCCUGUUAAACAAUGCAAGCGAGUUUAGAAGCUUAGCAUGUGCUGAGUUCAUUGUUAGGCACAGACAGAAAAUUGCAUAGACAUUUUUUAUGUAUCUUUUAAAAGUGUUUAUUUAGGAGAUUUUUAGGCCAUAAACACACUGGAAUGUUCCCACAUUCUCAAAGGUUAGCUUUUGCUGCUAUUUUAGCGUUUACCAGUCGAAGCUGUAAUUGACAAGUUGUUUAUGACGCAUCAUACUGGAAAGUUGUGGACCAAACAGCAUAGACUGGCAAAGGACACUUCAGCAACUAAAGCUAUACAGAUAUUAUUGUCACUUGUAGCAUUGUUAGCAGUUCAUUUGCUCAUGAAAACAAAGCACUAAUUCUUCAUUUAGAGAUUUGGAUUCAAAUCUUUGCAUUGUUCAGUAUUUAAAAUUGUUCUGUUGCAGUUGGAUUUUUUAUUUUAAAGAACUGCAUCCAGGUCUGUUUUCCAGUACUUAGUUUUCCAGCACCGUGAUGUAAAUGUGUAUAAUACUUGUGUAUGUCUUGUAUUAGAAAAUUAAUUUUUUAAGCCUCUCUGCCUUAUAGAAGGUUUGUUUCCAGUCUCUAAGGUUUUCUUUACCUGGAUUUGUUUUACAUGUUCACCUCUAAUACAGAUAAGAAUUUUACCUGCUUCAAAAUAUAUUUUUUAAUUUUGAUCUUUGUAAUAAUUUUUAAAAAAUGAAAAAUAGUACUCAUUUUCAGUCUCAAAAGUUUUUUGUUACCUGUAUUUUUGUACUUUUUAUCUCAAAGUACAGGUAAGAAAUACACCUGCUUCAAAGUAGCAGUUUUUAAAGUUUUGAUCUUCAUAACAGACUUGGAAAAUAGUACCCCACAGGCACAGGCCCCUUUCUUACAGUAACUUAGCGCUUUGAAAGUAGCAACUGUAGGCAGAUUUACAAAUUUACAAAAGCUUAAGUGUGUGUGUAUCUCAGUGCCAGCACAAGCAUGCACAUUUAUGUCUUUGUAUGUUGAGAUAAACACGGAACUCCAGGUAGCAGAUUUUGAAUCUUAAAGUUAGGGCACUGUACCUUUGAUUUGUCCUGUUCAUAUCCUUUAAAGAAAAUCACUAAACUUGUCAUUGUUUAGAAAAAGUCAGAAUUCACAUUUCUGCUCAGAUUUAUGUAUGGUCUGUCUUGAGACAAAAAAAAAUUAGUCAAAACAUGUAUUUUAUGUGGAUGGGGUGUGUUGAAUUAAACCCUGUCAAAAUAAAAUCCAUUAUAUUCCUUCUGUAUAAUACAGUUGUAAAACCUGUGUAUAUUUUACACUCAUGAAAGUAUUCCUGGAGACAUGUCUUACAAAAAUGCAUUUAAAUCCUGAUUUAUUAAUUUUUUCCCAUGUAAUUGUACAGUUAACCUUGACAAUGCUUAAUAAUAAAUCUUGAAAUGGUCA